AUGACAAGGGAAGACUUAAAUGAUAUCCACUCUUUCGGGAUUACUCGCGACAAGAGACACCUGAGGGAACAAUCGGCUGCAGAGCAAGUUUUGACAGGCUUGGGUCCCGAGGAGGUGCUUUCUACCAGCAUAUGGGGCCCUGGUCGAGGUUUCGAGAUUUGCUAUGAAUCCCUCCUCUUGGUUGGGCAGCCUCGAAUUAAGAGUACCACAGUUCACCGAAUUCAAACACAGAAAAUCUCCUUGGAAUCCAAGAAGAACAUCAAGCAGGAGGCCCAGCGAGAUCUCCGAGACAAAAAGACCAAGGCAGAGAGGAGGCAACUCAGCCCUUUCAAAAUUGUUUUAUGUGAUCGCCCCUACGUCUUCCAUAGGUGA
Penicillium cosmopolitanum is the source of this 372-nucleotide messenger RNA. RefSeq lists its product as uncharacterized. The transcript has 3 exons. NCBI's taxonomy places the organism in Eukaryota, Fungi, Ascomycota, Eurotiomycetes, Eurotiales, Aspergillaceae. Bases 1 to 372 code for a protein of 123 amino acids. The record is from RefSeq and is a predicted model, not a curated record.